AUGGCUGGCAUUGGCAUCGCAAACUUGCCCAACCAGAGACAUAAGAUCAUCUCGCAAGCGGGUGGUCAUUUCACCCUGAUGGUCGUCGGCGAAUCGGGCUUGGGAAAGACGACUCUCAUCAACACCCUCUUCUCGACUGAGUUGGCCAUGCCAAAAGAUUAUCGCCGUCGAUUCGCGAAACAACUCGACAAGACUACCGAGAUAGAUAUCAUCAAAGCCGAAUUGGAGGAAAAAGCCUUCAGAGUCCAGUUGACUGUCAUCGAUACUCCUGGCUUCGGCGAUUACGUUAACAAUCGGGACAGUUGGGUUCCAAUUGUCGAUUUCAUAGACGAUCAGCAUGAGUCUUUCAUGCGACAAGAACAACAACCCCAUCGUUCCGAGAAGCUGGAUAUGAGAGUCCACGCCUGCCUCUACUUUAUCAGACCGACAGGACAUACCUUGAAACCUCUCGACAUUGAAACCAUGAAGCGGUUGGGAAGUCGAGUCAACUUGAUCCCGGUUGUUGCUAAGGCUGACACCCUGACCCCUCAAGAUUUAGAACGAUUCAAACAACGAAUCCGUGAUGUGAUUGUUUGCCAAUCUAUCCGUUGUUAUCAACCUCCGGUCGAAAUGGAUGACGAAGCAUCUGCCGAACAUGCUCGUACGCUCAUGGCCGCAAUGCCAUUUUCCAUCAUUGGAUCCACUCAAGACGUUACUACCGGGGAUGGUAGAGUUGUCAAAGGUAGAGAGUACCUAUGGGGAGUUGCUGAAGUUGAAAAUGAAGAACACUGCGAUUUCAAAAAGCUCCGAUCACUUUUGAUCAGAACUCACAUGUUAGACCUCAUCAACACGACGGAAGAAACUCACUAUGAGAACUAUCGCCAACAGCAAAUGGAGACCAGGAAGUUUGGUGAAGCAAAAGUCAAGAAAUUAGACAACCCAAAAUUCAAAGAAGAAGAAGAAACCUUACGGAAACGAUUUACUGAGCAAGUUAAAUUGGAAGAAAGUCGAUUCAGGAGUUGGGAGCAACAUCUGAUUGCCGAAAGAGAUCGACUGAAUAAAGAUCUCGAGCAAGCCCACUCAGCCAUCAAGGUUCUAGAGAGUGAAUUGGAUGCCAUGCAAGGUGGAUUCGGAUCACAAGGGCGUGGAACCAGACGUUAA
Molecule: messenger RNA, 1140 nt
Organism: Puccinia triticina
Lineage: Eukaryota; Fungi; Basidiomycota; Pucciniomycetes; Pucciniales; Pucciniaceae
Exons: 7
Coding region: 1-1140 (379 amino acids)
Biological process (GO): cytoskeleton-dependent cytokinesis
Cellular component (GO): septin ring; cytosol; cell division site
Molecular function (GO): GTP binding; GTPase activity; molecular adaptor activity
Source: RefSeq, a predicted model, not a curated record